Biomphalaria glabrata is the source of this 1750-nucleotide messenger RNA. Its product is annotated as multifunctional protein ADE2-like. The record is from RefSeq and is a predicted model, not a curated record. The transcript has 8 exons. Gene Ontology annotation, molecular function: phosphoribosylaminoimidazolesuccinocarboxamide synthase activity. The coding region runs from base 156 to 1406 and encodes 416 amino acids. Lineage: Eukaryota; Metazoa; Mollusca; Gastropoda; Planorbidae. Gene Ontology annotation, biological process: 'de novo' IMP biosynthetic process.
AUUUAAAGUAGAAAAUAUUGGCUAGUGGUCACAGCAGACAGGGUAUCUUGAUUUUUUUCAAACCUACACAAAUCGUGGAUAGAGUCUAACUUAGGUCUUCCACUUACUAUUGACAGAAGAGAUUGGUAAACCCCGUCAAUUUUGUACCAAAAGAAAUGUCUGACUUAAAAAUUGGUUCAAAAGUGAUUGAAGGAAAAACCAAGAUUGUCUAUGAUUUAAUUGACUACCCUGGCCAAGUUCUUGUUGAGUCUAAAGAUCGCAUCACUGCAGGAGAUGGAGCCAGAGCUCAUGAUAUGGCUGGCAAGGCUCAAAUCUCUAAUAGAACAUCUGCUACAGUUUUCAAGUUGCUCAAAGAUGCUGGCAUUAAAACUCAUUUCAUUGAGAUUCAUGGAGACCAUUCUUUCGUUGCAUUAAAGUGUCACAUGAUUCCACUAGAGUGGGUGACUAGGCGAGUAGCCACUGGAUCCUUUCUGAAACGUAAUCCUGGAGUUGAGGAAGGCUACAGGUUUAGCCCUCCCAAGCUAGAGACAUUUUAUAAAGAUGAUGCUAAUCAUGACCCUCAGUGGACAUUCGAACAGUGUGUUGCAGCUAAAAUGAAGUUUGGAGAAGUGACCAUUGGCCCAGAAGAACUUCACAUGAUGGAAAAGAUGACCAUCACUAUUUUUGAAAUUUUAGAAAAGGCCUGGAGUUCACAGAACUGUAGUCUGAUUGAUAUGAAGAUAGAGUUUGGAGUGACAACUACAGGUGACAUUGUGCUGGCGGACAUAAUUGAUAGUGAUUCCUGGCGUCUUUGGCCUUCUGGUGACAAAAGAUUAAUGAAAGACAAACAGGUGUAUAGAAAUCUUGAAGUUGUCACUUCAGAGGCACUUGACACUGUGAAACGUAAUUUUGAGUGGGUUGCAGAAAAGGUUGAGCUUCUCAACACCAAGCCCUAUGGUCGUGUGGUUGUGUUUAUGGGAUCAAGCUCUGACAGCGCACAUGGCGAAAAAAUAAAGAAAAUAUGUACAGCAUUGAGCAUUCCAUGCGAGCUGCGUGUAACAUCAGCUCACAAACAAACUGAACGAUCAUUACAAAUUUUGGCAGAAUAUGAAGGUGAUGGUAUUCCUACAGUCAUAAUUGCUAUAGCUGGUCGAAGCAAUGGUCUAGGACCAGUACUGUCUGGUAAUUCAGCUUUUCCAGUUAUCAAUUGUCCACCUCUCACUCCUGACUGGGGAUCACAGGAUGUCUGGUCCAGUUUAAGAAUGCCUUCAGGAUUAGGUUGUACAACAGUUAUGGACCCUGAAGGAGCUGCAUUGGCUGCAGCUCAAAUCUUGGCUCUUAAAGAUCAUAUGGUUUGGGCCAGACUUCGUGCUCGUCAGUUGAACACUUGGCUAAGCUUGGUGGAAGCAGAUAGCAAACAGAAAUAGCAAUAGAACUUUUUUUUUUUUGUUCAGUAAUUAAAUUUUUUUUUUUAUACUUCAUAAAAAUCAGUUUUGAUGAAAUAAAAAAUUCAUUUUCAUAAGUAUAUAUAAUUGUAUAAUUGGAACUUGACAUACCAGAGAGACCUCAAUGUUAUUUUUUGUUCCAUUUACAUAACUAGCACUUGUUUACUGGGACUAGUCUGAUUGUUGGUUGAUAAUUGUGUAUGUGUUGUUUUUUUUUAGGGAAAAUGCAAUUUUAGUCACUGAGACUUUUUUGUUGUUAAAUGAUUAAUGCUCAAAACAUACAUUUUAUGUCAAAUGUUGAAAUAAAGUUUCUAUUAUGCCAUAAA